CAGUGACACACCUCCAAAAUGGCUUCCAAAGAGGAGCCGGUGUGUCAAAUCUUCUCAUUUCAAGACUGUAAAACUUCUCCCGAUCCGAUUUUCGACCUUCCCGCCCGCUACCUGACCCCCUCACCAGUCCCGAUAGUGAUCGAUAACGGCUCCUUCCAGACCCGGGCCGACUGGGCGGCUCCGGCGGAGGAGGUCGGAGCUCCGCGGCUGCUCUUCAGGUCGGUGGCGGCGCGCAGCAGAGGCGCCGCCCGCAGCGACACGCAGAUCGGUAACGACAUCCCCAACCUGGAGCCUCUACGGUGGCUGCUGAAGAGCCAGUUCGACCGAAACGUGGUGGUCAACUUCGAGAUCCAGGAGCUGAUCUUCGACUAUGUGUUCACACAUCUGGGCAUCACCUCAGAGGGCCGCAUCGACCAUCCCAUCGUGCUGACAGAAGCGCCCUGCAACCCGCUUCACUGUCGGCAGAUGAUGUCAGAGUUGCUGUUCGAGUGCUACCAGGUCCCACACGUCUCCUACGGCGUGGACGGCUUGUACAGUUUCUACCACAAUAACACUCAAAGGAACCUCCAGCCUCCGCACACUGGCAUCGUUCUGUCGUCAGGAUACCACUGCUCACACAUCCUGCCGGUUAUCAACGGCAGGUUGGAUGCAGUCAACUGUAAGCGUGUGAACGUGGCUGGGAGUCAGGCAGCAUCCUACCUGCAGCGCCUCCUCCAGCUGAAAUACCCAGGUCACCUCGCCGCCAUCACACUCAGCCGCAUGGAGGAGCUACUGCAUGAACACAGCUACACUGCUGUGGAUUAUCAUGAAGAGCUGGAAAAGUGGCGCAGCCCAGAGUUUUAUGAGCGCGAGGUUCACCGUAUGCAACUCCCCUUCUCGGGCAAGGUACCGGGCGGCUGCGUGAGCGUGGAGGAGAGGCAAGAGAGACGAGCUCAGCAGCUACGACGGCUUCAGGAGAUCAAUGCUCGCCGCCGAGAAGAGAAACUGCAACAGGAUCAAGAGAGGCUGGACAGACUUAUGGCUGUACAGGAGCUGCUGGAGGACGGCCUGUUGGAUCAGUUUCAUAAGAGCCUGGUGGAGCUCAACAUGGACUCAGCUGAGGAGCUGCAGUCGUACAUCAACAAGCUGCAGCUGGCUGUGGAGCAGGGCAGACAGAAACUGCUGCACAGCGACGGAGCAGAGGGGAAGACGGAGGUGUCUGAGCUGGAGCAGCCCAUGGAGGAGGGAGACGGAGUGGCGCUGAUGGAUCCUGACUUCCCCGAGGACACGCUGCCAGAAAAACCCGCUAAUGUGGCUCAGCCGGUGUUCAACAUGGCGGAGUACCACCAGCUGUUUGUGGGGACGGAGCGUCUGCGGUGUCCAGAGAUCCUCUUCCAGCCCUCGCUGUCCGGAGAGGACCAGAUGGGACUUAUGGAGACGCUGCACUACGUCCUGGCCAGGUACACUCCAGAGCAGCAGGAGGCGCUGGUGAGCAAUGUGUUUCUGACUGGAGGGAACAUGCAGUACAGCGGGAUGAAGGAGAGAGUGGAGCGAGAACUGCGGGCCAUGAGGCCGUUCCAGUCACACUUUAAGGUGACCAUGGCGUCGCGGCCGGCCCUGGACGCCUGGUACGGGGCCAGAGACUGGGCCUUGGAGCAUCUGCCUGCAGGUGGGGGAGGCGGGGCAGCAGAGGGAUGGAUCAGCAGGCAGGACUACGAGGAGAAAGGAGGCGAAUACCUGAGCGAGCACUGUACCUCUAACCUCUUCAUUCCCAUGAAGAUUGCCAAACCGGUUCCUGCUCGCCCCGCCGAGCCUUCUGUUACCACGCAGACUUCAACAGGAGCUACCGCAGCCGUCACCACGGUUACAUCUGCUCCGACUGUCUCCUGUUCUGCUGUUGCUGCUGAUGUUGCUAUGGUUACUUCCUAAACUGAGAGAAUCAGUGAAUUCAACAUGUAAAGGAAAAAUCCACCAUCAGACGUGUUUCUCAUCAGACUCUGACGUUCAGUUAAUUCCAAGAAUUAUUUUCUUUUGUUCUUUUGUCUUUUUACUCACUUUUGUUCAACUGCUUCUAUUUCAGUAAGCGACUUCUCAUGUUUCCCAGAAUGCCUUUCAGAAAGCCCUGGAGAGCAAUGUGUCAAGUUAUAGCAAAGGGACUGACACAAAAAGUCAGUGUUUACCAUUUGAUGUUUCAGGCGACUUGAACUGAAAAUUUUUGAUUGUAACUGGAAAUGAAAUAUCGCAGUGUGACAUUACAUCGUCUACAAUGAAGCAGUUCUCUGUGGAAAUUAGAAAAUACAUCGUUAAACAACAAUAUAGGCCUGAAAUAUAAGGUUCAUUAGCAGUUGGUGUUAUGUUGUGGAUUUUUCCUUUAAUCGUGUUCUUGUUCUGUGAAUUUUGCAACUUCCUGUUGCAAAUACAGUUUUGAUUGUUCAUAUUGAAUGGUCAUCAAAUGAAUUGUCUGCAAAGGUCCAAUGAGUUUAUUUCAUGUUUUAUUAUGUAAAUAGAAUUUGUUGUUUGUAUGUUUUUUAUAUUUUCACUGAAGGAAACAGCUGUUUGCAUUUGAUUGAAUGACUGCUUGAGAAGAAAAUUUGAUUCAGUCUCCAAUA
Thunnus maccoyii (southern bluefin tuna) is the source of this 2588-nucleotide messenger RNA. It is a transcript of the gene actr5, whose product is annotated as actin related protein 5. Gene Ontology annotation, biological process: regulation of DNA-templated transcription. The transcript has 9 exons. The record is from RefSeq and is a predicted model, not a curated record. Gene Ontology annotation, cellular component: cytoplasm; Ino80 complex. The coding region runs from base 19 to 1908 and encodes 629 amino acids. NCBI's taxonomy places the organism in Eukaryota, Metazoa, Chordata, Actinopteri, Scombriformes, Scombridae.